GUCACACUGAAUAGGGGACUUGCUCUGCUUGUCUAUCCAGAAGCCUGCUGCUGUUAGGGUCAGGGCGGGGAGGUGGGAAGGGGAAUGAGCUGCCUGAGAGAGAGUCUUGUCUCUGAUGAAGGCCCCAUCCAGAGCCAGAUGGCGGUGAGUGACUUUAGUUUGACCUACCCUGGCAACCCCCAGCCAGGGGACUUGAUUGAAGUGUUUCGUCCUGGCUAUCAGCACUGGGCCCUGUACUUGGGUGAUGGUUACGUUAUCAACUUAACACCUUUGGAGGGUGGCAUUCCUGCAUCAUUUACAAGCGCCAAGUCUGUAUUCAGCAGAAAGGCCCUGGUGAAGAUGCAGCUCUUGAAGGAUGUUGCAGGCAAUGACACAUAUAGAAUAAACAAUAAGUAUGAUGAAACAUACCCCCCUCUCCCCAUGGAAGAAGUCAUGCAACGGUCAGAGUUUGUUAUUGGACAGGAGGUGGAGUAUGACGUACUGGUCAACAACUGUGAGCAUUUUGUGACUUUGCUUCGCUAUGGAGAAGGAGUUUCAGAGCAGGCCAACAGAGCAAUAAGCACCAUUGGGUUAGUGACAGCUGCUGCUGGAGCCUUCUCAUUCCUGGGCUUGUUUUCAAAAAGACAAAGAGCGAAAUACUAUUAACAAUUUACUGAAGAGAUAUUGGGACUGAAGAAAUCUGUGAGGCGAGGGUGGGGGAAGGGGAGGAAACACCCUGGGAUAAAUACUUAUUUUCAAUGCAUCAUUAUUGUUUCAAACUCCAAUGAUGGAUGGUGGGCUCUUUAAUAAAUUGCUUAUUGAUAUUAUCUCAUCAUUGAGCUAAGGAAAUUUUUCUUCCUACUAGCAUAGAUUUUUCUGUGGCAGUUUGGACAAGAAUCAGUAACCUUUUUAGUGAUCCAGCAGAGGAUCUUAACAAAAUCACAUUAUAUUUUAUCUUAUACUAUAAAUAUAAGUUUCCUAUUCCCUGAGGGUGGCUAUUUUGUAUUUGCCAGAAGGAAGAAGAACAGAUUAUGUGUGAUUUUGAAAAAAAUGAGAAUACCUCCAAAUUGUUAGGGUUGACAUCUAAAUUCAUAUUCCUUUUCUGAUCAGAAAGAAAUUGGGAAAUUCAGCAUUUGUCUAGGCAGUUUGAGGAAUUUUGAUUAACAAGCCAUUUGAGGGUGCACACCUGUCCUUUGCUCCUGCAUGGGUGGGUGGGAAAGGGGGCUUUUGCUCCACUGUUUCAGAUCCAGUGAUUUCCCUGGAAAUGACUCAUUUAUCAGAAGUCUGUGACAAACAAGAAUAGGCUGUUACUUUUACCUACUUUGUUCCCUGUGGAUUUUGAAGUAUUUCAAGGAUUUUAACGUAGAAAGAGAUCAUUAAAGUAGGUGUAAGGGGCCAUAUUUGGAAAACAAUAUCCCAUAUUACUUUUUUAAGGUUUUGACUGUAAGUCAAGGAGCAUUGUGAUUUUGUUCUUGCAUUUUAUUGAUUAUGUGUUGAAUGAAACAAAUUACUUUUAAUACUUUUCUAGUAGAAUUCUUGUUUGCAGCAUGUGGUGAAAAAUGGUUGCAGGUCUCUAUACUCUAAGAUUUUAUUGGACAUUGUGGCAUAGCACUGCUUUACAAAACACACAAACAGCCAAUGACAUCAUGGCAUUAGAUACAGGAAAAGUUCAAGUAAACAUUGAGGGUGAGUGCCAUAAAGGAACUAGGAAUCUAUACUAAUAAAAGGGUAAUAUACUAAUUAGACUGGAUAUACCACACAUUUUCUGGACAUCCUUCCAGACAAAGCCACAGUGCCAGGGGCCAAGGCAGAGGCAGUUAGGGGUGAUCAGGCCAGCAGGAGAGAGCGGUUAGGGGUGCUCAGGCCAGGAGGGGAGCAGUUAGGGGCAUCAGGCAAGCAGGCAGAGGUGGUUAGGCGCAAUCAGGCAGGCAGGCAGAGGUGGUUAGGUGCGAUCAGGGAGGCAGGCAGGUGAGUGAUUAGGAGUCAGUGGUCCUGGAUUGCGAGAGGGUACAGGCUGGGCUGAGGGACCCUGUCCUGUGCACAAAUUUCAUGCACUGGGCCUUUAAUAUGAUAGAUAAAGGGACAGAAGACUCAAAGAAAGACUUGAGCCUAUAAAAUAGAUUUAGAUUUCACCCCAGGGCCAAAAAUACUCUACAGUUUAGCUGCAGGGUUAAGAAUAGUGGUAACAGAAGGGGUCAUGUACUGCAAUCAGAGCCAGUAGAGAUCUUUUCUCUUCUUCUUCCUUGUUCCCUGACGUUUCUCUUUUUAAUCUUAUGGUAUCUCCCUUCCUCUAGUGGACCUGGGGGAGGGAGGGUAAUGGAUGUCUCCUACCAGAUACCAUGAUCUAAAAAUACUUAUUCAUUUUUUUUUCUAAAUUUAGUUUCCUGUUUCUUUUAUGUCCUGUCCUCGAGUAAUAGUUUUAAAACAAUGAGCUCUUUUCUAGUAUUGUCAAAUUAGGAUGAGACUGAUGGUGGUUUAAUGUAUUACCUCUCCCAAGAUGUGUUUAUCUUUUAAUAAAAGUGACUUUGGAGGGCAAAUCUUAACCCAGAACAGGAGUCUUGGGUGUGGUGGAAUUAAAGCAUUGGUGGAUGGGGGAGGGACCAGACAUGAGAACAGAUCUAAGAAUAACUCAUGUCAAACCUUUCUAAAGAACUCUGGACUUCGCCACUUCGGAAGACAUCCUAGAGCUAGAUAAUGCCCAAAAUGCACUUUUAGUUUUUUAAAUUUAUCUUUAUUGUUUGAAAGUAUUACAGAUGCCCCUCUUUGUCCCCUCAUUGACCCCCUCUCCACCCAGAGCUCCACCCCCCACCCACCUUCACCUUACUAUUGUUCGUGUCCAUGGGUUAUGCAUAUAUGCUUAUAGUUUUUGGGUUAAUCUCUUCCUGCCCCCCCUCCAUCCUUCUGUCUGAGAUUCCUCAGUCUGGUCCAUGCUUCCAUGUCUCUGGAUCUAUCUUGUUCAUCAGUUUAGUUUGUUCAUUAGAUUCCACAUGUAGGUGAGAUCAUAUGAAACUUGUCUUUCUCUGACUGACUUAUUUCACUUAUGAACUUUGAUAAAUUUUGGAUUAAUUUUUCACAUAGGUAGUAUUCUAGGCUCCAAUAAUUUUCACCCUUGAAAGUAAGCUCACAGUUAGCCAUCAGUGUUCCCAUAAAAAUGGCCACUCCUGUUGAUGGCAGUUUUUUUAUAGAUCAGCAAUUUUCAACCAGUGUGUGGUGUGCUGCAGGAAAUUUUAAAACAUGCAGUACCCAACUAUUUAGUCAGGGGCACCAACCUCUUUUCCCGUAGAUUGCCAAAUAAAAAAAAUGACAACAGCCAACACAACAAUAGCCAUCAGUGUAAAUGAAUCAAAAUUAUACUUAUUUUGCUGUCAGAUCAGGAAAACAUAUAUUUUUUGGUUGCCACAGAAUUUUAGCAAUCAUUUUUUGUGUGCCACGAGAUGAAAAAGGUUGAAAAUCGCUGCAAUAGGUGAUCAUUUGAUAUAUGGCCAUGCUCAUGCUUUUAUCAAAGCUUUUCCCCAAGACUAUUAAACCUUUCUCUGAGCAUAUAGUUAGCAAAGUUAAGUAUAGACUUCAACUUUAACAUAUUCCACUUCCAAAGAAAUCUGUGAAAUAAAAUGAUCACCUAUCAGAUACCAAAAAUGUUGUUGGAAAAACUGGGGCAAAAAAAAAAAAGGUGUACAUUUAUUAAAUCAAGAUUUUAAGAAACCUGUUUAUGCUAUCUGUCAUAGGGUAUAAGUUGAAUCCUCCUGUGCUAAUGGUCAAAUUAUUAAAUGCCCGAGUUACAUAUUUUUUAUGUUGAUAUACAAUUUUUAACCAUAAGAUAAAUAUGUUAUCUUCUUAUGAUUUAUUAGUAGACACUAAAUAAGACACAUUUUGAAAAUUAUCAUUUUCCAAGAGCUGUGCACCAAAGUAAAAACAAGAUUUUGCAAAUAAAAUGUAAAUAUAGAGGGUUGUUUUUAUAAAAAUUUGCAUUAAUGCUGUUGGUUUGUGUAACAAAGCCUUUAGUCCUAUUUACAGAAACAAAUUGAUGAAAUGUAAAAAUUAUUUUUCACUUCUAAAGGUUUCAGAAUUGUAAAUACAUUAUUGAAAGCAUACAUCAGUGUUUGGCACAUAAUUGGCACUCAUGGAAUGGGAUGGUUACCUAAUUGCCUAUGAACUGUUGAAGUUCUGUUAAGUUAGCAAAAUUCGAUUUAUUGUUACAAAUAAUGCCUAGUAGAUAAUACACAAUGUUCAGUAGAAAUAAAUGUCCUCUCAGGUCACAGUGGAGUUCAUAUGUACUAAAGAGAAUAGUGUACACAAUAUAUUUGUAAAGGAUGGACCCCUUCUUGUAGCUGUUAAUGUGCAUUGAUUUAGAUAAUGAAAAGAUGAAAUGGAAUGUAAGAUUGUUUAGUAGCCUGAAAAUUGUCAUGGUGUAGAUACAAACAUUAUGGGUCCAUCCCUCCCCUAGGAUUGUGUUUUAAGAUGAGUAAUACGGACUUCGGGCCAACUUUUAAAGUUAAAAAAACCAACAAUUUAAGGAUUUCACCUGUCAGUAAUGAAGAGUAAAUAGAGGUGCUGUGCUUCUUUAAUGUAAAAGUACAUUUUAAUUGUUUAUUUCAUUACCUUUGUGAUCAACUCUGGACAUAGCUCAUUGGCCCCAAAACAAUAUGUUUUGGGAAAUGCUGUCUUUGGUGGAGUUUGCUUAGAAGUUAGCUGUGCCCAAGCCAAGAUUAUAUGCGAUAAACAGACAUCUCCGUCAUUCUCCACUGCCACACAGCUCCGGGUCACCACAGUCAGAGCUGAAUUUUCUAAGUAAAUGUCAAUUCCUGUUUCUCUCUUACAACUGUACAAAAGGAGCAAAAAGGAAUUUUGUGACCUUGGAAAAAUACUUGUACAUAAAUGUUCUUCGCAAGUGAAUGUAAGGUUAAGUAAACUUGUGACAGUUUAUUCAGAGAAGGUGUUUUUCAAAUGCUUUAUUUCUGUAGAUGAAAAUAAAAAUAUAUUUGUGAAACUUUCAAUGAUCAAAUUCUUUUUUAAUUUUCCUUUUUU
Molecule: messenger RNA, 5004 nt
Organism: Myotis daubentonii (Daubenton's bat)
Lineage: Eukaryota; Metazoa; Chordata; Mammalia; Chiroptera; Vespertilionidae
Gene: PLAAT1
Product: phospholipase A and acyltransferase 1
Biological process (GO): N-acylphosphatidylethanolamine metabolic process
Cellular component (GO): cytoplasm
Molecular function (GO): glycerophospholipid phospholipase A1 activity; A2-type glycerophospholipase activity
Source: RefSeq, a predicted model, not a curated record